Molecule: messenger RNA, 8413 nt
Organism: Sebastes umbrosus (honeycomb rockfish)
Lineage: Eukaryota; Metazoa; Chordata; Actinopteri; Perciformes; Sebastidae
Gene: usp32
Product: ubiquitin specific peptidase 32
Exons: 34
Coding region: 156-4961 (1601 amino acids)
Biological process (GO): protein deubiquitination
Cellular component (GO): Golgi apparatus
Molecular function (GO): cysteine-type deubiquitinase activity; calcium ion binding
Source: RefSeq, a predicted model, not a curated record
ACACACAUUCACCCGUUCACCACACACACACAUCAACACAGACACACCAGCAGGAACCAUUUCACAAUAAACAGGAUAAGAGCGACUAAACAAUCAGGAUCAACUCAGUGCAGCGACGCUUUAUUUCCCCCACAUCGCAAUGAAAUGAGGGGAGCAUGGGGGCCAAAGAGUCGAGGAUCGGAUUCCUGUCGUAUGACGAGGCCGUGAAGAGAGUCACUGAUGUGGAAUUGAAGCGGCUGAAAGAUGCCUUCAAGAGAACCAGCGGCCUCACCUAUUACAUGACCCAGCAGUGCUUCUACAGGGAAGUGCUGGGAGAUGGAGUUCCCCAUAAAGUUGCAGAGGUGAUCUACACCUCAUUCGGAGGCUCGUCUAAAGGGCUGCACUUCAACAAUCUGAUCGUGGGUCUUGUGCUUCUGACCAGAGGACGCGAUGAGGAGAAGGCUAAGUACCUCUUCAGCCUGUUUGCCAGUGAUCUGGGUGGAUAUGCUGCCAGGGACGAUAUAGAAGCAGUUCUGCAGAUCCUGGAUGGCGAAGUCCCGGCCUCUCUCAAGAGGUGCUUCAGUGAGGGUGACAAGGUGAACUAUGAGCGUUUCAGGAACUGGCUCCUGCAGAACAAAGAGGCCUUCACCUUAUCCAGAUGGCUUCUGUCUGGUGGAGUGUGCGUCACGCUCACAGAUGACAGCGACACGCCCACCUUCUACCAGACCCUGGCUGGCGUCACACACUUGGAGGAGUCAGACAUUAUAGACUUGGAGAAGCGCUAUUGGCUACUGAAAGCCCAGUCCAGAACCGGCCGCUUCGACUUGGAAACCUUUGUCCCACUGGUCUCACCUCCCAUCCAUGCCUCACUGAGUGAAGGCUUGUUUCACGCCUUCGAUGAGAAUCGGGACAAUCACAUCGACUUUAAGGAGAUUUCUUGUGGACUCUCUGCUUGCUGCAGGGGGCCUGUUGCUGAAAGGCAGAAAUUUUGCUUCAAAGUGUUUGAUGUGGACCGCGACGGGGUUCUGUCUCGAGAUGAACUCCAUGAAAUGGUGGUGGCCUUGCUGGAGGUGUGGAAGGACAAUCGCACAGACACACUCCCUGAGCUGCACAGUAGCGUGUCAGACAUUGUAGAGGGCAUCCUGAAAAUGCAUGACACAACCAAGCUGGGUCACCUGACCCUGGAAGACUACCAGAUCUGGAGCGUGAAGAGUGCUUUGGCCAAUGAGUUCUUAAACCUGCUUUUCCAGGUCUGCCACAUAGUCCUGGGGCUGCGGCCUGGUAGUCCUGAGGAGGAGGGACAAAUCAUCAGAGGUUGGUUAGAGAGGGAGAGCAGACAUGGGCUGCAGCAAGGUCAGAACUGGUUCCUCAUCUCCAUGCUGUGGUGGCAGCAGUGGAAGGACUACGUUAAAUAUGAGCAUAAGGGCAUCGUGGUGGAGCAGCCGUCCAUCCUGAGCUCAUUGAGAACUCCAAUGGUCACAGCCGCUAUAGAGCCAACCCCACCGGACAGACUGGGAGGACUGGGAACCUUCAGUGCGGUCAGCCCCACUGAGGAGAGGUCACCUGAUGCUAUCUCCAGCGCCUCGGAGGCUACAGAGACCGCCCUGAGCCCCCAGGUAGCUCCCUCCGCUACAGAGAGCUGUUUUGCUCGUCAGCACAACGUAUCGGACAACAACAAUCAGUGUUUUUCUGGAGCCAACGGCCACCUCCCCUCCCAGCUGGCAGCACAAAGACCUGGAGCCAUCGACAACCAGCCUCUGGUCAAUACCGACCCCAUGAAGGCCCCUACGUUAACCAUGGAGGGUGGCAGGCUGAAGCGCUCCUUGCAGCUGGUGCCUGGCAGAGACUUUGAGACGGUGCCAGAGCCGGUGUGGAGGGCACUCUACCAUUGGUAUGGUGCCAACCUCAGCCUACCGCGACCGGUUAUCCUGGAGAGCAAAACAGGCCAAGCAGAGCUGGAGCUCUUCCCGCGCUACCUCCUCUUCCUCCGCCAGCAGCCGGCCACGCGCUCCCCCCAGUCCAACAUCUGGGUCAAUAUGGGUAUGACCAGCCUGCGAAUGUUCCCACCGUAUUUACCCCCACCAAGAGCAGGUAACGUGCCAUCCCCCAACGCUCCUCUGAAGAGGGUGUUGGCCUACACAGGCUGCUUCAGCCGCAUGGCCACCAUCAAGGACAUCCACCUCUACCUGUCCCAGAGACUCCGCAUCAAGGAGGAGGACAUGAGACUCUGGCUCUACAACAGUGAGAACUACCUCACCCUCCUGGACGAUGAAGAUCACACACUGGAAAGCCUGAAGAUCUAUGAUGAGCAGCAGCUAGUUAUUGAAGUCAGGAACAAAGACAUGAGCUGGCCUGAGGAGAUGUCUUUCAUCGCCAACAGUAGUAAGAUGGACAGACACAAAGUUCCCACAGAGAAAGGAGCCACUGGCCUCAGUAACCUUGGCAACACCUGCUUCAUGAACUCCAGUAUCCAGUGUGUGAGCAACACCAAGCCUCUCACAGACUACUUCAUCUCAGGGGGACACCUCUAUGAGCUCAACAGAACCAACCCCAUCGGGAUGCGAGGUCACAUGGCCAAGUGUUAUGGUGACCUGGUGAUGGAGCUGUGGAACGGGACACAGAAGAACGUGGCUCCACUCAAACUCAGGUGGACAAUAGCAAAGUACGCCCCACGCUUUAAUGGCUUCCAGCAGCAGGACUCCCAGGAGCUGCUAGCCUUCCUGCUCGAUGGUCUCCAUGAAGAUCUCAACAGAGUCCACGAGAAACCCUACGUGGAGCUGAAGGACAGCGAUGGCCGGCCCGACUGGGAGGUGGCAUCUGAGGCAUGGGAGAACCACCUGCGUAGGAACCGCUCCAUCGUGGUGGAUCUGUUCCACGGUCAGCUCAAGUCCCAGGUGAAGUGUAAGACCUGCGGACACAUCAGCGCUCGCUUUGACCCCUUCAACUUCCUGUCUCUUCCCCUGCCCAUGGACAGCUCCAUGCAUCUGGAGAUCACCGUCAUUAAACUGGACGGCUCCACACCUGUGCGCUACGGUCUGCGGUUGAAUAUGGAUGAAAAGUACACAGGGCUGAAGAAACUGCUGAGUGAGCUGUGCAGUCUGAAGCCUGAGCAGAUCCUCCUGGCUGAGGUCCAUACCUCCAACAUCAAGAACUUUCCUCAGGACAACCACAAGGUCCGUCUUUCUGUUAACGGCUUCCUGUGUGCAUUUGAGAUCCCGGUGCCGGGUUCGCCAACAUCACUGAGCUCACCCACGCUGGCAGACAUCACCCUGAUAGCCAACGGCUCGGCUACUAAUGAGAUCCUGGGCAUUAAGCCCGUCCUCAUCCCCAACGGUGGGCCCAGCACCCUGGUGCCCUAUAACCCAGAGUCGCCCCUGGGCAACGGGGUCGCCAACGGACACAUCACACCGGUGCAAGAGAGCCCCUUCAUUGGAUACAUCAUCGCCAUGCACAGAAAGAUGAUGCGUACGGAGCUGUACUUCCUCUCGGCUCAGAAGAACCGGCCCAGUCUGUUCGGCAUGCCGCUCAUAGUUCCCUGCACCGUCCACACCAGUAAGAAGGAUCUGUACGACGCCGUCUGGAUCCAAGUGUCCCGACUGGCCAGCCCACUGCCCCCACAGGAAGCCAGCAACCACGCCCAGGAUUGUGAUGACAGUAUGGGCUACCAGUACCCCUUUACUUUACGGGUCGUGGCUAAGGAUGGCAACUCCUGUGCCUGGUGUCCUUGGUACAGGUUCUGUCGAGGCUGUACAAUAGAGUGUACAGAGGACAGAGCUUCUGUAGGAAAUGCUUAUAUAGCUGUGGACUGGGACCCCACCGCCCUGCACCUCCGCUACCAGACCUCGCAGGAGAGGAUUGUGGAGGAGCACUGCAGUGUGGAGCAGUCCCGCCGGGCCCAGGCUGAGCCCAUCAGCUUGGACAGCUGUCUGAAGGCCUUCACCAGUGAGGAAGAGCUGGGUGAGGAUGAGCUCUACUACUGCUCCAAGUGCAAGACACACCGGCUGGCCACUAAGAAGCUGGACCUCUGGAGGCUGCCGCCCAUGCUGAUUGUCCACCUGAAGCGCUUCCAGUUCGUAAACGGUCGUUGGAUCAAAUCCCAGAAGAUUGUUAAGUUCCCGCGGGAGAACUUUGACCCCAGCGCCUUCCUGGCUCCCAGAGACCUGGAGCAGCACUGCCUUCACUCCCGCAGUGAGAGUGAGGAUCUGCUGAGGGUCGGAGAAGACAACCUGUCCUCCAUCUCUGCCCCCGCUGGCUUCUGCACCCUCCCCAAAGCUUCCCCUGCCUCUAGCAGGAAGUCAGCGCCUUCUCUCAGCCGGACCAGCAGCCCCUCUGGCAGCCCCAAGACCGGCGGAGGCCGCAGGCCAGGCCGGCUACGCCUGCCUCAGCUGAGCAGCAGACACCGCCUCUCUAACAGCAAGGAGAACCUGGAGGGCGCCGCUAAUCCUGAGGCUGAGCCGCGGGACGGUGCACCACAGUCGGACACAGAGGGGAGCACAGCAUCGGGCCUUCCUGGAUCGGGAGAGGCGAUCGCGUCGGAGACGACGUGCGGCACCGAGGCGUCCAGCAGCCACUGCGACGUGGUUCUGGUGAACGGUGACAGCAACGGGAUGAGCUCAGACUGCAGCACAGAGAGCAGCGUGGACCCCGACAACUCGCUGCUCCAGCACAGAGACAACAUGUGCCUGGACGCCGUCUACAACCUCUAUGCAAUAUCAUGCCAUUCAGGAAUCAUGGGAGGAGGCCACUAUGUGACGUAUGCCAAAAACCCCAAUGAGAAAUGGUACUGUUACAAUGACAGCAGCUGUAAGGAAGUGCACUCUGAGGAGAUUGACACCGACUCGGCCUACAUCCUUUUCUACGAGCAGCAGGGAGUCAACUACUCCCAGUAUCUGCCAAAGAUCGACGGCAAGAAGAUGGCCGACACCAGUAGCAUGGAUGAAGACUUUGAGUCCGACUACAAGAAAUACUGUGUCCUCCAGUGAUCGCGCCUCGUCUUCCAUCAGCCAGCACUACACCUGCUGCUCUGAGCAGGAAGCACCCGGACGUUCAGAUCAUUCUGAAGAAUUCUCAUAAACUGCUAACGACCUGAAUCGGACUGUGGUCUCUGUGUCUUUUAGGGACGCGUCGCAGCACUUUCUACACUUGAUCGCAAACAUAUUUUAGUGCAAAGGUUUGCCAAAACAACAAUGAAGCCCUGGUGAAAGCACUAAACUGGUGCACUUUGCUGAGCCCAAUGAAACAACCCCCCUCCCCCCAAAACCCCUCAUGUGAACAACCCUCGCCAUAACACACAUGUAACAUAUACUUGCAUACUAACGCAUCUCAGAAUGUAUGCCGGUAUGGCCAAGUCAUGAAGUGAUGGUUACUUUGUGCAUUUCUCACUUGUGAUGUCAGAUUUACACCUGGAGUUCUCACGUGAUCUGAGCCUGAAGAUCUCACCUGGAGAAGGAAAGGUGAAGUCCAGGUGUAAAUACAAAGCCAAUGAUUGGAUACAGGUUGAGUUUUAAAAAUGCCAACAGGGGGCCCAAGAGUUAAAGAACCUGUGUAGAUGUCAUAUUUGAUGCCACAGAUGAACAUAAUGUUGACAUUCAGUUAUCUAGUAUAUCGGAUACUGUGACAAGCUUUUUAACAAGAUGGUUCUCCAAAGGUUUUAUUAGUGUUAGGGUCACUAGGGGGAAAUCAUAAGUCGCCUGCUACCUCAUCGCUUCCCGCAGUCUGUCAGCCAACUGUACCCUAAAAGUCUGUGACAGUAUUAAUAAUCAUAAAUAAAAUGCUUCCUUCCAGUGUAGGAGUCAUGGUACACACAUUUCUAACGAUUCAAUCUCUCCCCCCCUUCUAGGACACUCUCACAGGUCCUGAUGUGGACAUAAAACUAAAAGAACUGUGUUUCAUUCCACAGCUGCCAAAUAUCAGUGGUGAUUUGUGCAAUGUUGACCUGUGUGUACCCAUAACUUCUUAGAAAGCUUGAGUACCGAUCUGGGUUUGUUUAGGACAGGUGCCAUGAUUUCAAAAGAGACACGCUUAAAGAAUAAUAUACUAUAUGUGUUUAAUACUUUUUUCUUUUUUUUUCUGCAAAAUGAGUUGUUUUAUAAAAGAUUUAUUUUAUUGUUUUGAUUUUUUUUUUUUUUUCUUCAGUAGCCACUUCAGGUUAGGAAUGGAUAUUAAUCUCAAAGCUACACCAGAGGCGUCCGACUCGUCUUCACAGCGCCCGUCGCAAACAAUGAACUAUUCACCUGCUGCGAACUCAUCUGUAAUACUAAUGUUCAUAUGCUCCCCAAUAAGAAACCAAGAAAAAGUUGGGACAUUAAGGAUCACUUCAUUGUGGUUACAAAAUGAUUUUAACAUUAUAUUUAAACAUUAUAUUAUUUAAAGAGUACUAACCAACUAAUUUAGCAUUGAACUCCUAUCACAUUGUCGGACCCACGAAGGCCAGUAAAAAAAAAAAAAAAAAAAGGAUCUAAAUUGAUGUGUGAGAUAUCGUUUUUUUUAUUCCACACAUUCGUCUUUCUUGUCGAUACCUGGCACCUCCAUUACCCACGAUGCAACUCAACCGCCAACAGUUCGGUCGGUAUUUUGCUAGUAGCGGUUAAAUGGCUACAGAGGUCUGGUAAACUCCAAACGCUUCAGUAACACUGGAGGUCUCAAAGCUGGAUUACCAACCAGGCAAAGUGGCCCCCAAAAGCUAAUUUAAUCAAAUGUUUUGGUUAUUUGCACCUUUAAAGCCUUCAUUUAUAUCAAAAUGUUAUUAGUGGGCCAUGUGUCAAAAUCUAGUUUUAGUGCAUUUAGUAUUUUACUUGAUAUUAUACAUAUAUGGUGCGUAUUCCCAAGUGAAUGUGUUAAAGUCGUUCACCAUAACCCAACAUAGAACCAAUAAUUUCCUAAAAGGAAUUACACAAAUUUAGUACCAAUUAGUGGUGUUCAAUUGGUACACUUCCUGUCAAUUAAUUCCAGGUAAUUGCCAGCAUAAUUUGGCAACGUUUCAAAAUGUAUGAGGAAUAAAGUUUAGAUUGACAAUGCGUAAACAAUGUAUUUAAUAUUUAAUUUAAAUGUGCGUUGUUUUAAGGAUAUUCCUCUGGAACUUUAGUGCCCCUAAACCCACUGAUAUCAGAUGGUUUCAGUUUACUCUUCAUUUAUUCUUCCAAAGGAACCACGGCCUGUCGAAUCCGCUGAGAGCUACAGUGUCUGGACUGUAGUCAGAUCUAAAAAAAAACGUCACACAUCACACUGGACCUGACACUUACACUGUCGUUUGUUUUCUGUGUGCUGAGUUCUUUAGUCUGAAGGUUGGGCUACUUGAUGUUUUGCUGUGUGGAGUCCAGUGGCAGAGCUUUGUGUCUGGAGCGUAGCAGCAUGCGUGGAGCUCGUCGUGCGCGGGGCUCGGUCUAAUCACUGUGAGCGGACAGCAGACGGUCAGCAGGUUCCCUACUUUGUCUUCUAGAUCACAGGAGAUGAAUCUCUGUGUUCACCCCUUUUUUAGCUGCUGUAUUUAUGAGUAGAAGGCGUCUCUAUGGAUGUAUUUGGAGAUCUGUCACUGAAUGAAACUAUUUUCCUUUUCAGAGUACGUUUGUUGAACAAAUGGAAAUGUACAGAUGAGUGCUAUUUAUGUUUGCUUGCUCAGCUCUUCGUGUCCUCCACCCUCCUGCCUUUGCACCAAGCCGUAGACGAUGUCCAGUUUGUGUCGGUGUUUGAAACGUCAUCACGUGGCUCAAAGGGGAACAUUUCCCCUAAGGUUUAGUCUCUUGAGAACCCAGUUUGUAAUGUUUGCUUCAUUUAAAGGUGCAAUAGCUGUCAACAUUUUUUCUUUUUGUUUUGGCUGUGAAUGUUCCCUCAAACCACUACUUGUGUGAUGCUAAGCUUACCACACCUGUAGCUUAAACUGUGUUAGCAAAAACCACAAUUUGAAGUUGGAGUUAAUUUCAGCACAAUUUUUGUAAUCCAGGAACCUUUCUGCCCGAAAAGAACUGAACUUUGACGCUGAAAUUGGGCAAAAACACCAAUCUUGUGAACCACAUAAAAUAACAUCUUAAGCCCCUCCCCAUCUCCAAAAGCCCCGCCCACCUGGCCCAACUUCCCCCCCCCCCGACCCCCUCACCCAGAGGAGUAGUUGGAAGUGUCGGCAGGCAGUGCAAUCUACUACUGAGCUGUCUGUCAGUGUCUGUAGCCUCUUUAUUUAAGUUCAUUUCUGUUGGAUCUGAACCAGACGUGUUAAUUUAAAGAACUUUUUUUGUAAAGUGUUUGUUGAAAGAAAGUGACGUUGCACUGACAUGAAAACAUGUACAUAAAAAAAAUGUGUUUUGUAAAUAAGCCAAUGAAAACUAUGUAUUUGAAUAUGAACUGUACAAAAUACUGUACUUGUAGUUGUAUAUGGAGUGAUACCGUUGAUCUGUAACAAAAUACCCGAGCAACAAAUUAAAUUCUGCAGAGGAAAUGACAA